Miscanthus lutarioriparius is the source of this 834-nucleotide messenger RNA. The record is from the annotation of a GenBank genome assembly. Lineage: Eukaryota; Viridiplantae; Streptophyta; Magnoliopsida; Poales; Poaceae.
AUGGCGGCACCGGACUGGUCGUCGCUCCCGGCGGACCUCGUCAACCGCGUUGCCGACUGCCUCCUGGCCACCAACGACCUCGACUGCUACGCGGACCUGCGCGCCGUUUGCCACCACUGGCGCUCCGUCACCGCCGACCUCGGGAGCAACCAGCAUGACCCCCGCUUCCGUCCCUCCCGGAGCCUGGCGCUCCUCCGCGACCGCGACCGCGACCGUGACUACGUCUUUAUCACGAGCACCGCCGGCGGCCUCCUCAUUCUAGCGGCCAGGGACCCUCCACACGCCGUGAUCGUCGUCAAUCCCUUCACCGGCUCCAUGAUCUGUUUUGCGGCGCAAAUGCUAACCGAGCCGUCGGCAUUCACUGCCUACGUCGUUGGUUCAACGCCCACUCUCGUGUUGGUUUCCGUCACGUCAAACGAGGUGUACUGGGCGGAUCCCCAGAGCGGGUCUUUCUCUGUCGAGAAGCAUCGCAACUGUCCUGCAAGCAGGCUGCCUCAGAUUGCUGACGCCGUCAAUCGUGAAUCUGUUCCUGGUGCCAAGAACAUCAGCUUUGAAGAACCAGAGCUGGUCUCAUCAGCACCUAUGAGCAACAUGGGCCCUUUGACAUUAACGCAGCUUUUCUGCUACUACACCAUGGACAUUCCAGGUCAUCCGCUAACGUGGGAAAUGUGUCUCUCCGACUUCGUCAUGCUCGACCGUUGUGACAACUAUAUUGAUUAUGUUAAUGAUAAUUCUGAUGAGGACUAUGGGUAUCAACCAUACGAUGAGCAUUAUUCAGACUUUGAGUAUCACUCAGAUGAUGAUGACUAUCCAAUCUUGGACGAUUAUCUUUGA